This is a messenger RNA of Moneuplotes crassus, 1125 nucleotides long. The record is from the annotation of a GenBank genome assembly. NCBI's taxonomy places the organism in Eukaryota, Ciliophora, Spirotrichea, Euplotida, Euplotidae.
UGAUGACUGAUAUUUCUAAUAAUAGUAUUGAUAUGAUAAGAAAGAAGAUAGUUUUAAAAUUACUUCUUCAAAGAAAAUCAUCACUUUCUAAUAUCUUGAGUGCCGUUACUUCAACCAAUUCUUUCUCGAGCCCCAGAGACCUCAACCAUCUUUCCACCAUUCUUAAUCAAACCAAUACAACUGAUGGAUCUCAGAUCGCAGACUCUCAGCUUCAAAUGUCGCUAUCUCCACAAAUAAUCCCCAUCCUUGGCUACAAGAAAGUAACACAGAAUCAUCCAGACAUAAAACUUUCAAGUUCAACACAUCCAGCUUUACCUUGAAGCUUUACAAAUGUCUCACAGCAGCGAAUACUCAGUGUUGAGCAGCUGAGCGACACCACCGAGCACAAGCCAGACCAGAGUCAGACUCAUUCUGUAUCUCUCGACCAGGCCACUCAAGACUUCGACUCAAAGCCAAAAGAGUCUCAGAAGUCGUCUGAGCAGCAUGGCAACUUUCAGCCCACAAGUCUGGUGUUCAAGGUGCGAAGAUACAGCAAACGACUGAACAAGUUCAUCUUAUUGACACGUCAUAGAAAGCUCAUUACCAAAUGUGAACACACAGGUGCAGAUGCUACCACCACAAAGGAGAGCGUGCCAAGCGUGCCACUGCUUGAGGUAACUCUCACAAGUUCCAUUAUGCAAAGGGACUCUGCAAAGGGUGCUACCUCACUGGGUACCACAAAGGCAGGAGACCCAAGCCAUCUUCAUAGACUUGUAGCCAGUGCACUACCUAAAGGUCCUGCACUGUAUGCUCGUCUGAAUGGGUGUCAAAGAUCAGAACCACCGACUCUGCAAGAAUGGAGUCUACGUCAUUUAGUCAGAAUGGGCUGGCAAAGAUGACGUGAACGACCAAACUUGUGUAGCUGAUGUCUGGGCCAAUUCGGACACUGAGUCGGAUGCGAAUGCUUUGUAGCCUUAUAUUCAUUUCCGAUAAUAACAUUUCUUGAUAACACUUUUCGAGUUGUGGUACCAACACAUUGAUAAUGUGUCUAAUUACCCCACUCUGCAUGUCGGUACAAAUAGUGGACUGCUGGUGAGAAUUGUGCUGCCAACACAACCAGAUUGCUCACCAACAAUUGGAUGUUCA